This is a messenger RNA of Sinocyclocheilus grahami, 4031 nucleotides long. RefSeq names its product protein NLRC3-like. NCBI's taxonomy places the organism in Eukaryota, Metazoa, Chordata, Actinopteri, Cypriniformes, Cyprinidae. The coding region runs from base 163 to 3804 and encodes 1213 amino acids. Gene Ontology annotation, molecular function: protein binding. The transcript is spliced from 12 exons. The record is from RefSeq and is a predicted model, not a curated record.
AUUGAAUUUACUUUUUUGUGCCUUUAUUGUUUUAAUGCAGAAGUGCACUUCUGUGUCUCAGAAUAGUGGCCUAACACAUGCAGUCUAGAUUCAUGUUGUUUUGUGUCAGAUGUGUGUUUUCUCAGGACCUAAUUUCAACCACACCUGUCAGUAUUGACUACAAUGGCAUCAAACCAAAAAGAAAAUGUUCUUCAAGACCAAACCAAAAUUAAUGAUCAGCCCACAGAGUCGUGCUCUUCACUCUGUGUUGAAGAAACUCCGAAAGAGGAGAUCCAAACUUUGAAGUCUUCACUGCAAGAGAGCUUAAGAAAGCGAUAUGAAGACACUCUAAAGGCUCCAGACGACAUUCCUCUGAAGAUGUAUGUGUCAAAACGGACACAUUUGGAUGGCCAGAUUGUCCAUGAGAUGCGUGAGCUGGAAAGACCCCACAAUGAGGACAUUACAGAUGAAAAUGCCAUUAAUUAUGAUGAUCUCCUGAAGCCUCAUUCUUCUACAGACGGGCGUAUCCGCAGCAUUAUGAUGAGGGGAAUAUCUGGAUCUGGCAAGUCAACAGCCGUGAGGACAUUUAUAUUAGAUUGGGCACGUGGCAAAACACACCAGCACAUUGAUUUUGUGUUUCCUCUUCACCUGUGUGAGCUGAACAUACUGCAUGACAAGAAACUCAGCCUGAUGCAUCUCUUAGAUUUGCUCUUUCUAAAGUUACUGAAGCCAGAGCCCCUCGAACGAUCUCAGAUCCUCUUUAUAUGGGAUGGACUUGGUGAAUUUAGAUUUCCUCUUGAUUUUAAGCACACCAAGACAUGCACCGAUCCAAUGACACCGGUUUCUGUAGGCUGCAUGCUGGUGAAUCUUCUCAAAGGGAACCUUCUUCCCUCUGCCCAGAUCUUGGUCACUUCAAGGCUAAAAGAUGCAGGUCUAAUUCCUCCAGAACAUAUACAGAGGGUGGUUGAACUUCAUGGGCUUGAUGACUUACAGUGGGAAGAACAGAUCAGAAGUGAAGUGCGUGAUCAAAACGUUGCCGCAAGAGCGACUGUUCACGUGAAAUCAUCCAGAACCCUGUACAUCAUGCGCUCCUUGCCAUUCUUCUGUCAGGUGGCUUCCACUGUUUUGGAAGAGCUUUUUAGGAACAGUUGCAACACAGAUCCUCCUCUCACCCUGACAGAGAUGUUCACACAUUUUCUCCUGAUUCAAAUGAAGAGACAAGUGGAAAAGUCCACUAAAUCAAGCACUGAGGAGAUCCUGAAGUUGGGUAAGUUGGCUUGGCACAUGCUGGAAAAGGACACGUUGACCUUUAUGGAGAAGGACCAGAGAGAAACCAAUACUGAUCCUCUUCUUCCUGUCAAACUCUCUGAAGAUUGGCCCAUGUUUUUCAGAAAACAGAACCUGAUGGGUUUGGGGAAAAUGUACCGCUUCACGCAUCCCAGCGUCCAAGAGUUCCUGGCAGCAUUGUAUGUUGCUGUGCAUUAUGAACCCAGCAAGGGAAAUGUAAUGUCUUUUACACUUGCAGAAAAAGCUAAAACGUUGCUCAGUCCUACAACUGAAAUGCACAGAAGAGCAGUAGAUAGAGCUUUAAGGAGUAAAACUGGCCAACUAGACAUCUUUCUCCUCUUUCUCUUGGGCAUCUCUGCAGGUCCAAGCCACAGGCUCCUGUCCUGCUUUUUUCAAAAUACAUCUCUUCGUGUAAGGACAGAGGAUGUAGUCAAAAACAUUUUACAGAAAAUCAAGGCAAAGCCAUUAUUUGAGAUCUCAGUUAAUCUCUCUCACUGUUUGGAGGAGCUUGACGUAGCCCUGCCUGUGGUUCACAAUCGAGGCCGGGUUGAAUUUCAAAUGGAUGAGGAUGUGCACGUCACUCCUUCAGAGUGGUCACAUAUAGCCACUACUCUGCUGACCUCUGAGGAUUCAUCACUGAUAUUUGAUGUCAGGAAAUACGCUAAUGCAGAUGAAGCCAUUAUGAGACUGCUGCCCAUCAUCAAGAUCUCCAGAGUCCUCAGACUGGAUGAGGCCACAGAUCUGAGCUGGGCACUGAUCGCCUCAGCUCUGAGAUCACCAGCCAAUCGUAUCAGAGAGAUCGACAUCGAGAAGAAUGCCCUCAGUUAUAUAAACUUGAGCCUGUUAUCCGUUGGUAUGAGAAGCCCUAAUUGCAAAGUAGAGAUACUCGGGGCACCAUAUUUUGGUUAUCAAAAGGAUGGUGAUCAUCUGCUCUCAGGGAUUUUAUUGAACCCAACACAUUUGAGAGAGCUGAAGCUGCUGAAUUUAUUCAAAAUGAGUGACAGGACAGUGGAGAUCAUCUCUCAAAUCUUAAUGGACCCGGAUUGUCGUCUUGAAAAUCUCACUUUACAAGGAAUAGAAACCUUAGAGAGUUGUAAGAUCUUGGCCGCAGCUCUCUGUAGCAGUUCUUGUCGUCUGCAAGAGCUGGACUUGAGCAGAUGCUGUCGGAGCUCUGAAGAUCAGGCUUUACAGCUUCUGUCGGAGGCAUUCAGACACCCAAACUUCAAAAUAACAGUUCUGAGGUUGGAAAUCUAUUCUAUAAAGCAUGAAAUGGCAGCAGCAUUAUUCUCUGCUUUUCAAGAGAACCCUUCACACCUGAGAAAACUUGAACUAAGUUUCUUUUUACCGUUGACUCUUGAACUUCAGCAACUUUUCUCUCUGCUGGCGGAUCCUUGCUUCAAACUAGAGACAUUGCGGAUAGCUCACCUACGAUUACACACACCUGAUGAUAAUCGGCUCUCCUCUGACCCUUCGCUCUUUUGCGUUGCUCUUGGUAGAUUGAGUUGUUCAUUAUGGAAAUGUGCCGGCUGUCCCUUCGUUCAAUUACAGGCUGAUUCUCUUGAAACUCUGGCUUCAGUUCUUGGAUCUUGCAGCCUCAGAUCUCUGGAUCUCAGUAUGUGUGGCCUGACAGAUUCUUCUGUGGAGCUGCUCUCUGCUGGACUGAGUAACCCUGACUGUAAACUGGAGAUACUCAGGAUGACACACUGCAGCAUCACAGAAGCAGGAGCUGCUUGUUUGGCGAGGGCUCUCUCUUCCAACCCAUCACACAUGCGGGAAAUAGACUUGAGCAUCAAUCCUGUUAAAGGCCCAGGAUUUGACCAGCUCAGAUCUGUUUUGGAAGAUCCAGCAACCCGUUUAGAGAAAUUAACUGUUGAUGGCCUAGAGGAGCAACAUGACAUGGAAACUCUACAACAAUAUGCGUGCAGGCUGACUUGGGAUCCAAACACCGCUUCUUCAAGUGUGCAGGUGUCAGAGGAAGAUGAGGCUCUUGUGGAGCAUCGCAGAAACCCAGAACCUGUUCCACAUCAUCCAGAAAGGUUCAAAGAUCAAGACCAAAUCAUGAGUCUGGAAGGUCUUAGCAGCCGUCAUUUCUUCCGGCUGGAGUGGUUUGGCAGGUGGGCCACUAUUGGAAUGGCCUAUAAAGACAUAAGCAGGAAGGGAAGUUCAGCAGCCUGUAGCAUUGGACUUAAUAAUAAAUCCUGGGGCAUUUUGGUGAGCACUCCCUCUUCUCUUUUUAAAGCUCUUCAUGGAGGAGUAGAGACGCAGCUUCCUAACUGCUCACCCUGGAGAGUCGGAGUCUAUCUGGACUGGGCGGCAGGAACUCUGUCCUUUUACGACACCACACAAGACAAGGCUAAACUCAUCCACACCUUCCAUGCUAAGUUCACUCAGCCUCUCUUUCUGCUGGUCAGUAUUAGUGCUGGAAUUAAGAUCUUACCAGACGUGCCUCCUCCUGUCUGUGUCCAUGACCACGAUCCCUGGGAUAUGUUCAGGGGCUACAAGGACUGUAAGGGAUGUAACGGAUCAAAGGCUUGCUAGAUAAACCGAUGUGCUCUCCUUUUGUGGAACAUCUGAUGAUAGUGUUUGUAUCCAUGAUAAUUUGGAUUUCAAGGACAUAUUAGAAAAGGAUUCAUUAAAUGUACUUUGACAGAGAGAGAGAGCAGUCGAUCCGCUAGAGGGAGACAUUCUCUUAUAAAACCUGAUCUUAAAGAAAAUGAACAUUCUGUCAUCAUUUACUCACCCUCAUGUCAUUCCAGACCUGUAUG